UAUGAUAUGGUGGCAAGAUCUGAUUGGUCCAGCAUGUGUGUGAAUUAUUAAACAACAACGUGAACUCUCUUUCACUUGCAGCGCCGUUGAAAGCUUGUGGAGAGUCAAAGCUAAUCAGUUCAGUUCAGUUCAUCGCCGAUUAAGGCUCAGAGAUUUAAGCAUUUCAUAUCAGGAUGGAUCUAAGUAAAAUGAAUCCUAGGCAGCUCACUACGGUGGGAUCGGCGUUUGGCGCUAUGCUUUCGAUGCAUUUCACCACACAGUUACUGUCUCAGCAUCUCUUCUAUUGGAAGAACCCCAAAGAGCAAAGGGCUAUUAUCAUUAUCAUCCUCAUGGCUCCUAUCUAUGCAGUUGUCUCCUUUGUGGGACUGUUGGAUAUUGAAGGAAGCAAGGAGUUUUUCACUUUUUUGGAGUCUGUUAAAGAAUGCUAUGAAGCUCUUGUCAUUGCUAAGUUUUUGGCUUUGAUGUAUAGUUACUUGAACAUAUCAAUUAGUAAAAACAUUGUGCCUGAUGAGAUUAAAGGCAGAGAAAUUCACCACUCUUUUCCAAUGACCCUUUUUCAGCCUCAUACUGUUCGGUUGAACCACCAUACUCUGAAGCUUCUAAAAUAUUGGACAUGGCAGUUUGUUGUCGUCCGCCCCGUGUGCUCCAUUUUGAUGAUUCUGUUACAGCUAAUUGGUCUAUAUCCAACUUGGUUGAGCUGGACAUUCACCAUCAUUCUCAACAUUUCUGUGUCAUUGGCCUUGUAUUCUCUGGUGAUCUUUUACCAUGUGUUUGCUAAAGAACUUGCUCCACACAAACCUCUUGCGAAAUUUCUGUGCAUCAAGGGAAUUGUUUUCUUCUGCUUUUGGCAGGGAAUGGUUCUCGAUGGUUUAGCAUCAUUUGGCAUCCUUCAAUCUCUUCCUUAUAAAUUAGACGUGGAGCACGUUGAGGAAGCAAUGCAGAAUAUGUUGGUAAUCAUAGAGAUGGUUGUCUUUUCUGUUCUUCAGCAGUAUGCUUAUCAUGUCGCACCAUACAGUGGAGAAGUUGAAAAAAUGCUUAAACAAAACAAGAAGAAUGAAUGAUAUGGUCAAAAGAUGAAAAGGCAGGCUAUAGCGAUGUAUUUAGGAGUUACUCACCUUGGCGGUAUAAACAUGUAAACAUUGAUACCAAGUAGAUGUGUCGUUUCUAUGAAGAAUAUCAGUUUAUUGUAUAAGGCCACCUUUCCACCACCACUACUCCUUCUUGGUUGCUGUAUUUUCCCAAUCUUCUAAUGGAACUUAGCUCUUGUUUCGUUACUGGCUAUCCACUAUCUAGUGGCUGGUGAUUUUCUUAGGAUGAUUAUUUAUGAUUACUGUGUCACAUACGUUUACGGUUUAAAUCAAGGGAAUGAUUGGUCAA
Molecule: messenger RNA, 1377 nt
Organism: Lotus japonicus
Lineage: Eukaryota; Viridiplantae; Streptophyta; Magnoliopsida; Fabales; Fabaceae
Exons: 4
Coding region: 174-1061 (295 amino acids)
Biological process (GO): transport
Molecular function (GO): transporter activity
Source: RefSeq, a predicted model, not a curated record